AGUAAGUCAUUACAGAGCCAGCGCUCGUCCGAGACUGUCCGCUCCAGCACAGCACAGCACCUGUACUCUGCCUGCAUCCCGGCCUUGGCAGCACAAGCACAGACCCCAAGGUGUCGAUUGCCGAUCAAGAAGAAAGUUUCCAGCCCAAGUGCGCGUCUGUGGUGGAAAGUGUCCAACAAGAGAAAAUUCCAGUGGAGUUCCAUGGUAUCGGAAAAACCAUUCCUAUUAACAACUUGAUCUGCCGACCACCUAUAGCUGUAGCUAUAUGUACAGCGGGGCAACGACAACGGGCAACGUCGAAGGGAACGCAUGCGCAGAUCUCUCAGCAAAGCAAAGCCAAACAGAACGGAAAAUAAAUCGUGCAAACAGCAGACGGAGCACCGCCUGUCCCAGUCCCAGUCUCCACUCCGUCUCCAUUCGGCUUAUUUAAAGGCCGCUAGCCACCGAGUGACAAUCAGAACAAAUCAAGCUGCCAGCCGCAGCAGGUCGCGAGUGAAGAGAGAAAGAGUGAGCUGAGAUAACGAUACAAACACAUGUACAUCUGCAAAGAAGAUGUCUUGAGAGCUGUCAGAUCGGGCUCUUGCUGAAAACGGUUGCUGAAAAAAGUCUUAAAUCUUAUACAUUCCGUGCAGUAUUGUGAUAUUUAAGCGCUGCGCUUACAGAGGCCACAAGCAAUUGGUUUUAACACCUCUUAUUUAACUUAAACACACACUCACGUUCCCACCCAACAAAUAAAACACGAAGCACACAAGAUGUCCGCAUCGAAGGAGGCCAUUUGUGGGAGCACCGAGAAGGAUCUCGAGAAGCCGCCAUUAGGAUUCUUUGCCACCCGCUACUUUGUGACCUUCAUGCUCUUCCUGGGCAUGGCCAAUGCCUACGUGAUGCGCACCAACAUGUCGGUGGCCAUUGUGGCGAUGGUGAACCACACGGCCAUCAAGACGACCGAUGAGGAGAUCGUCGAUGAGUGCGGCGAUCGUGAUUUGCCCAUUGACGAUUCCCAGGAUGGCGAGUUCGUUUGGAGUUCGAGUCUUCAGGGCUACAUCCUGUCGUCCUUCUUCUACGGCUACGUAAUCACCCAGAUCCCCUUCGGCAUACUGGCCAAGAGGUUCGGGUCCCUGCGCUUCCUUGGCUAUGGCAUGCUCGUCAACUCGGUCUUCGCCUUCCUGGUCCCUGUGGCAGCUCGUCAAGGCGGCGUCUGGGGCCUGUGCGCCGUCCGCUUCAUCCAGGGGCUGGGCGAGGGUCCCAUUGUACCCUGCACCCACGCCAUGCUUGCCAAGUGGAUUCCGCCCAACGAGAGGUCACGCAUGGGCGCCGCUGUCUACGCGGGAGCUCAGUUCGGAACGAUCAUCUCUAUGCCGCUGUCAGGUCUCCUUGCGGAAUAUGGCUUCGACGGUGGCUGGCCAUCGAUCUUCUAUGUCUUUGGCAUUGUGGGCACUGUUUGGUCCAUUGCAUUCCUCAUCUUUGUGUACGAGGACCCCACCGUCCAUCCUAGCAUUGAUGAGCGCGAGAAGAAGUACAUCAACGACUCCCUCUGGGGCACGGAUGUGGUCAAAAACCCUCCGAUUCCGUUCAAGGCCAUUCUCAAGUCGAUGCCGUUCUACGCGAUCCUGUUCGCCCACAUGGGCCACAAUUACGGCUACGAGACUUUGAUGACAGAGCUGCCGACGUACAUGAAGCAGGUGCUCCGCUUCUCCCUGAAGUCGAACGGUCUGCUGAGCUCGCUCCCCUACCUGGCCAUGUGGCUCUUCUCGAUGUUCAUUUCGGUGAUUGCGGACUGGAUGAUUAGCUCGAAGCGGUUCUCCCACACGGUCACCAGGAAGCUGAUCAACAGUAUCGGACAGUACGGACCUGGCAUCGCCCUGAUUGCUGCCUCCUACACGGGCUGCGACCGGGCCUUGACAUUGGCCAUUCUCACAAUUGGCGUAGGCCUCAACGGUGGCAUCUACUCGGGCUUCAAGAUCAACCAUCUUGACCUGACGCCCCGCUUCGCCGGCUUCCUCAUGGCCAUCACGAAUUGCUCGGCGAAUCUGGCGGGUCUGCUGGCGCCGAUUGCAGCGGGCAACCUGAUCAGUGAUCAAUCAAAGCCCAUUAUGGGACAGUGGCAGAUUGUGUUCUUCAUUGCCGCCUUCGUGUACAUCAUCUGCGGUACGUUCUACAACAUCUUCGGCUCCGGGGAGCGCCAGUACUGGGACAAUCCCGAGGGCGACGAGCAGAAGGCGGCUCUGAGCAAUGGAGCCAAUUCCUCGCCAGCAAGGCUGAGCACGCCACAGGCUAUCACCGCUACCGAGUCGAGGCAGUAGUAUUAUCCUGUGACCUUCGACCUGUGUCCUGUGUCUGUCAUUACCAUUACACUACUGUACACAAGUCUAGAAUUUAGUAUUUGUUUUAGUUAUCUAUGUAUUAAGAAAAAUGUUUACUACGAUAGUUAGCCAUUGAUAUUCCUAAUCCUAUUCCCGUCAGCUGCAACGCAACCGAUUUGCAGAAUAAAAGACAGCAAUCAUGUUAAAGGAAAUGUUAAAGAGAAUGUUCAAGAAGGAAACCCGAAACAAGGCACAAAUUGUCGAAACAAAGUUAGGCAAAUCGAGGUCUACCAUUGUAAAUGAGUACGAGUAUAUGUUUUGUAGUUUUCUUAUGUGAUAGAGACCGAGUUUAGUCUUCUAACCAAUUGAAAUGAUCCGAUGAAAGGAACGCAACCAAAUAUGUAAAAGAAUUAAAUCUACCAUAGCUUAAAGCCAAACCUGAA
Drosophila miranda is the source of this 2743-nucleotide messenger RNA. It is a transcript of the gene Picot, whose product is annotated as putative inorganic phosphate cotransporter. The record is from RefSeq and is a predicted model, not a curated record. The transcript is spliced from 6 exons. Bases 753 to 2300 code for a protein of 515 amino acids. Gene Ontology annotation, cellular component: membrane. Lineage: Eukaryota; Metazoa; Arthropoda; Insecta; Diptera; Drosophilidae. Gene Ontology annotation, biological process: monoatomic anion transport; phosphate ion transmembrane transport.